AUGCCGCUUCUCGUUCUGCGCGUGCCGCUCGUUUCAACCAAUAAUGUAUGUACUGGCGCUGCAUCUCCUGUAGCAGCAGCAGCAGCAACAACAACAACAACAGAGCAUUCCGAUGGCCUCCUGUUCGAUGGUCUUGUUCUGGGCCAUGGUGACGACGUCAACAAUAAGGCCGAGGCGGACAACGACGACGCACCGACCGAGAAACUGGAGUGGCUGAGGUCGCAGAUCAUCGGCGCGGAAGCAGAGUUCGCGUCCCCGUUCGGCACUCGCCGCAUCACGUACGCGGACCACACGGCGUCCGGCCGCUGCCUGCGGUUCGUCGAGGAGUUCGUCACUCGGAACGUUCUGCCUUUCUAUGGAAACACUCACACGACGGACAGCUACGUGGGCCUGCACACGAGCAAGCUGGCCGGGGACGCGGCGCGGUACGUGAAGCGCAGCCUGGGCGCCGGGCCGCAGGACAUUCUGCUGUUCUGCGGCACGGGGUGCACCGCGGCCAUCAAGCGGCUGCAGGAAGUGACGGGCAUGGCCGUCCCACCCACGCUGCGCGCCGCGGUGCUGGCCGCGCUGCCGCCGUCCGACCGGUGGGUGGUCUUCGUGGGGCCCUACGAGCACCACUCGAACCUUCUCAGCUGGCGGGAGAGCCUCGCGGAGGUGGUGGAGAUCGGGCUGCGCCCCGACCCCGAGGACGGCGGCGGCGGCGUCCUGGACCUGGCCGCGCUGGAGGCGGAGCUGGCAGCGCGCGCGCCCUCGGGGCGGCCCAUGCUGGGCGCCUUCUCGGCGUGCAGCAACGUCACCGGGCUGCGCACCGACACCCGCGCCGUGGCGGCGGUCCUGCACCGCCACGGCGCCUACGCCUGCUUCGACUUCGCGUGCAGCGCGCCCUACGUGCGCGUCGACAUGCGGCCGUCGGGCGACGGCGACGCGGACGACGGCUACGACGCCGUGUUCCUGAGCGCGCACAAGUUCCUCGGCGGGCCGGGGAGCCCCGGCGUGCUGGCCAUGGCGUCGCGGCUCUACGCCCUCCGCGGCACCGCGCCGUCCACCUGCGGCGGGGGCACCGUACACUACGUCAGCGCCUACGGCGACACGGUGUACUGCGAGGACGCCGAGGAGCGCGAGGACGCCGGAACGCCGGCGAUCAUACAGAAGGUCCGGGCGGCGCUGGCGUUCCGAGUGAAGGAGUGGGUCGGGGAGGCGUGCAUCGAGGCGCAGGAGGCACGCAUGCUCGCGCUGGCUCUCCGCCGUGUCCGCGCGGGGGCCAACCCCAACCUGCGCCUGCUGCAAGGCGCGGACAACGCCGCGAGCGCGCCUCGGCUCCCGGUGCUCUCCUUCGUGGUGUACGCCCCGCGAGACCGAGACGCGACUGAGCCUCCCGAGGCCGAGGGCGGAUGGGGCAGUAGGCUGCAGCUGCACUGCCGGUUCGUGACGAAGCUUCUGAACGACCUGUUCGGUGUGCAGGCGCGCGCGGGGUGCGCGUGCGCGGGGCCAUACGCCCACCGGCUCCUCGGCAUCAGUCCGGCGCGCGCCAAAGCCAUCAGAUCUGCCGUGGACCAGGGCUACCACGGGGUGCGACCCGGGUGGACGCGCGUCAGCCUCGCCUACUACACGUCGAUGCAGGAGGCCGAGUUCGUGUUGGACGCCGUUGCCUUCGUCGCCAGCUUCGGCCACCGGUUCCUGCCGCUGUACGCCUUCGACUGGAAAACCGGAGACUGGCACUACGACCACAGCUGCGCCCGUGGACUCGUGCCAAACAACGUCGGCAAUCCCGGUGGACGAGUCAAAGCCGAGAACGGCUACCAGAGCUACAUGGCAUUCGCGCACUGCCUGGCGGAGUCCUUGGCUACCACCACUUGCAGUGGGCUCAGUAGCACUCGUGCUAGACGUAUUCCCAAGAGCGUCGACCCACAGUUAGUCUAUUUCCUCGUGUGA
This is a messenger RNA of Miscanthus lutarioriparius, 1932 nucleotides long. NCBI's taxonomy places the organism in Eukaryota, Viridiplantae, Streptophyta, Magnoliopsida, Poales, Poaceae. The record is from the annotation of a GenBank genome assembly.